GGAAGUAUUUUUGUUUAGUUACCUAUAUAUUCUUGUUAUGGGAAAAAGUAUUUUUUUCCAUUCCAAGUAUAAAAUAAUAAUUCAGCUGAAACAGUUCAGGUUGAUUGAGUAAAUUCUACUGAAACUACCUCCGUAAACACUGACACUACCUCUGUUUACGGAGGUAGUGACUAUGAGAACCUAUUAAUUUUGCGUGAUAUUGAUCCAGUAGAAACAAUCAUGAAUAUUUCAUCAUCAAUAAUUGAUUGAUUUUUAUAUACUAUAGGCCUAGUACAGGUUUAUAAUAUUUAUUGGUGAAUUGAAAUGAUCAAAUCAUUUUUAAAAGGUGAAAAUUUAAAAGAAUAGAAAAAGUUAAUUUACUUAGUUGGAAAGUAAUAGGGAAGAAGAGAAAAUCAUAAAAGAGUUCGUACAGUUCAAGAAGGUAAAAAAUUUGGAAAAAAUGAAAAAACAAUAAGCAUAAAUGAUUGUCAAACGUUCCCUUCUUCCCUAUCAUAAACCUGAUUUGAGUAUUUCUCUCGUCAUAUUUCUUUGCCUCUUUUUGUAACUAGCUUGCCUAUAUAGUUUCUUCUCCUUUUUAAUUACUUCUGUUUAUUGUUAUGUGUUGUGUCUGGUAUUUUGUAUAUUCAUUAAACUUACUCUACUAUGUCUUGUCAAAAUUAACUUUCUAAUCAAUAAUAUAACUUAAUUGUCCUGCAUUUUAGAAUUCUCAUCAAUAAUAUAACUCAAUUAUUGUGAUGCAUUUUGGUAUUGUAUUUUUUGUUAGUGCAUGCUUUUCCUACUUUGAUAAGUUUAUGUGAAAUUGGUGUCUAUAUCGUUGCAAUAUAGAUAUCAAAUUAAUAAAUUGGUGCUAUUUCUUUUCUAGAAGGGCAAGUAGUAUGAACAGAGACUAUGAAAUGAUGUAUACCAUCUACAACAAUACAAUAUGCUUUCAAAUUUGUGUGUGCCUCUACUCAUCAGUUAAGAUGGAUGAUUUGGUUUUGAAGGUACAAAAUAUUUUGCUGAUCAUACCUCUAGCCGGAAUUCUAUUUCUCUAUUGUUUCUAUGCUCAAGAAAUGUUGAAUGAGGGGGAAAGGUUCCGAACUACACUCUGGGAAAGUUCGUUUGUUGAUAAGCCUAAAUGGUACCGAUCUUCAAUGCUCAUCAUAAUGAUCCGCAACUCAAAAGAAUUGGAAAUGAAGCCAUUCGGAUUCUACGUUUUGAAUUUGAGAACUUUCUCUAUGGUCAUGAAAGCAGCUUAUUCUUACUUCAAUAUGCUCAACUCUCUGAAGAAGAGAAUAUGAAAUUUUGAAUAGAAAUUAUAGUAUGUUAUAGAUCAAUUUAUUGAAAUAAUAAAUAUGUCAUUAUAUCCCA
Nilaparvata lugens (brown planthopper) is the source of this 1350-nucleotide messenger RNA. RefSeq lists its product as uncharacterized. The record is from RefSeq and is a predicted model, not a curated record. Gene Ontology annotation, cellular component: plasma membrane. Lineage: Eukaryota; Metazoa; Arthropoda; Insecta; Hemiptera; Delphacidae. Gene Ontology annotation, biological process: detection of chemical stimulus involved in sensory perception of smell; sensory perception of smell. The coding region runs from base 876 to 1280 and encodes 134 amino acids. Gene Ontology annotation, molecular function: olfactory receptor activity; odorant binding. The transcript is spliced from 4 exons.